UACUCUUCAUACAUCUGAAGUUGAACCUUUCAGACAAUAUGAAUCCUUGAAAUGAGUGAGGCAUAAUACUGUAAUUAACAUAUUUCUUAUUAUAACUAAUACAUCCAUGCCUUAAUAAUCAUCCGGAGAUCGGGAAGAUAUAAUUGUAAUCUCAUGGACUCAUUGACCGAACAGUAAAUUAGUGGGACUUGAUGUCGAUCCAGCCCCAACCCCCGGAUCAGUCUAUAACUUCCAACAACCCGCAACAAUCAACUUUCAAGCACCAGCAACAACAUCAUCCGAUCCCGUCCCGAUAACCUCACUUUUAUCCUCUCCCGCUUUACCAAACCUCUGCUAGUUACUCUAUUGGACCUGAUUCCCUCAUCUCCUCGCCGCAGCCCCUCAAACAAGCUCCAAAAGCAGCUUGCCACGCGCCUGCUGUCUGCCUACCAUCCCCCCCUCCCCGAGCCCCCAAUCUAUCUAUCUCCCUACGAAGCAUGAAGCCCGUCGUAUCGGCGUUAAACGCCUGGAGCUGCUUUAUCAUUUCCAUCUUCGCUGUCAUCAUCCUAUCAGUCCUCGGGUCUCUCUUCAAAAGCAAUCACCAUUCCAUAACUGGUUCCACGAAAGACCCCGAGGACGGGACAGCUGUUGCAGCGUCGAUAUUCACAGCUGUUGUUGUGUACGCAUUCUUCAUCGUAUUUUGCGGCAUACAAGCGUUCCUACACGUCCGAUCGAGUCGAAGAGGGGCAAUUUCGUUGAACUAGGUAAAUGCGCCUUUCGUUAUUUACAUUAAUUUACACCUAAUAAACAGCAUCUACUCUCUAUAAAGUAACGGCGUCGAAGAUCGAGAUAGAUUUUGCUGGGGGUGGCUUUUUCCUUUUCCUUGUUGCCUUCGAUUAUUUGGACAUAAUAUAUUGCCUGAUUGGCCGGGAUGGGCGAUGGGUAUAGAUAGGGCUUCGGGGGAUUUAUUGGUGAUAACUGUGCCAUCGGAGUACGCACGGUUGUCGAAUAUCCCCUACUGAAAUCUAAGCCUAUCGGUUCUACUUUCUGAGCAGCUGUCACCCUCGCCGUGCCAUGCUACUCAUCUGUUAACGCACCAAAAACGGGAAUAUAGGAGAACUACUGAAUGACAUAUCGUGACAUCUAGAAUGACUACGCUCUGAACGCGGAAAGAAUCCCGGAAGCAGGGUAGUGUCUACGGUCUAUGGCCUCUGGCUACCGGGCACCCACGUUAUAUGUCCGAUCAACUAACCCUAUCACCGUAUCUCCGCUUCUAUCCAUGUGGGCCUUGUUUUCUUAUUUUCCAUUGUGAACUUCGUUUUGUGUAUGAUGUAAAUCUUUACUGUUGCUUGAUUUUUGGUGUAUUAAUCAUCAUGGAGUAAAUGUGUACUUGCAAAUAGAACUUCAAAGUCGGUUUUGUGGCUAUUUAAUUGCUCCCUUCGCGACUCCUCACCACUCUGGUCUCACUGUCCGAUUUCAGAAUAGAAAUACUCUUCAUUUGGGAAUUUGCAUCUGUAUCUAUCAGUGGCACUCAGACUUUUCUCAUAUCACAUAUACUGUUGUUUAUUUAUUGCGGAUUGUCCUCAGGUUUGCUUGGCCAGCUGCUGAAAGGGGAUAAACGUGUCCUUUGAUAUGUUGGCCCAUUCAUCGUCCACUGCCCUAGCAUGUAUACCUUAUGAGAAUAAUGAGAUGCAAUAGAAUGAAUCCAAGUUUAUAGGAAGAAGGCGUAAGCUGCAUCACUGUCCCUUUUAAUUUCCUUAAACGCCAAUUCGAUAACCAGUCCCAACCGUUGCUAAGGGAGCCUUCAGACUAGGGAAAACGCCGUCAUGAAAUGUCCUGAAAUGUUAAGGUGCAAAGAAACUCGAAUACAUACGAGGAGGG
Molecule: messenger RNA, 1860 nt
Organism: Blastomyces dermatitidis ER-3
Lineage: Eukaryota; Fungi; Ascomycota; Eurotiomycetes; Onygenales; Ajellomycetaceae
Exons: 4
Coding region: 477-743 (88 amino acids)
Source: RefSeq, a predicted model, not a curated record